This is a messenger RNA of Pediculus humanus corporis (human body louse), 816 nucleotides long. RefSeq lists its product as uncharacterized. NCBI's taxonomy places the organism in Eukaryota, Metazoa, Arthropoda, Insecta, Psocodea, Pediculidae. The record is from RefSeq and is a predicted model, not a curated record. The transcript has 3 exons. Gene Ontology annotation, biological process: arginyl-tRNA aminoacylation; tRNA C3-cytosine methylation. Bases 1 to 816 code for a protein of 271 amino acids. Gene Ontology annotation, molecular function: ATP binding; tRNA binding; arginine-tRNA ligase activity.
AUGAUGAUUUUUAAAAAAGCCGUGGAAAAUUGUUUAAAAGCAGGAGGAUAUGAAGUGAGAAACGAAGAUGGUGACGAAAAAAUCGUUCAUAUUUCUACAAAAAAUGAAAAUAAUAAGAAAACGAAUCAAAAUAUAAUUAUUUGCGGUGCUGUUUUAAAUUCCGAAACGGGAACUAAAGAAAAAAAUAUAAAUAAAAAUGAUUAUUACAGGAUUCGAUUGAAUAAUAUAAAAAAAUUAUCAAUUGAUAAAACAUUAGAUAACGUUGAAGAAAAUCAUUGGGAAAUAUUAACUCAUGCUAAUAUAAAAUUAAAUCUUUUACAAGUGAAAAUGACACAAUCCAUUUCAUUGAACUUGAAUGAAAAUCUCGAUAAUAAUCGCGAAACCGGAAAUAAAGGAGGAACUUUUGUUUUGUACAACGUAUCGAGAUUGGCCGCCAUCAAAGCGAAAUAUUUUCAAAGAGUAAAUGAUAAUUUUUAUCCAAAACUUCCACCCGUUGACGAAUUGAGUUUUAAAGAAUUGACAGAAUUCGAAGAAUGGUCGUUACUUUUUAAUUAUUUACUCGAAUAUCCUUCAUUAAUUGAAAAAUCCGCUCGAGAUUUAAUUGAUGGAAAACCCGCCAUUCACAACAUUUGCAAUUAUUUGUUUAAUUUAUGUUCAUUGUUUAGCGUUUACUAUCGAAGAGUUCGGAUUUUAUUGGAUUCUAAAGAACAUCUCAUACCGUUACUACAAUCGAGAUUUUUCCUAUGUCAAGCUAUCGAACAAGUUUUAAGAAACUGUUUAAAUUUAUUAAACGUCGAAACCGUCAAUGCUAUGUGA